Molecule: messenger RNA, 3573 nt
Organism: Saccostrea cuccullata (small rock oyster)
Lineage: Eukaryota; Metazoa; Mollusca; Bivalvia; Ostreida; Ostreidae
Product: BTB/POZ domain-containing protein 17-like
Exons: 2
Coding region: 666-2012 (448 amino acids)
Molecular function (GO): protein binding
Source: RefSeq, a predicted model, not a curated record
AUAAAUUGUGGGAGAAUAAAGCAAGUGCACUGUAAAUGUGAAAGAGAAUACAAUUUUUGGGUAAGUUUUAAAUCUUAGUCAGUGUCAGAAUAAUUUUUAUAUUAUUAAGUUAAAUAUUAUAAGUAAUUUUGUGACAAAGAAUAUAGGUAAAUUGUACAGUAAGACAGGUGAAGGUGUAUAAUGUAGGACACCUUUACAGUGUAAUUACCUGCUCGUCCAAGGUGUCAUUCAACCCACUUUUACCUUUGUGUGUGUACAUUAUAAUCUAUUUAAAUGUUUUUUUUUCUUUGUGUUGGAAUUAAGUGCAGGAUUUCAUUUAAUGAGGCGUGGUAUCAAUAUAUAUGAAUGGACACAAGUUUAGCUGUGUAUAGACAGGUUCCCUUACACUUCAUUGGUGGUAUAAAAAUUUUAAUUAAUUCAGAAAAUUAAUUACAGUUCUCGUUAACCUCCUGUCUACAUAAAAGUUGUAGCUCAUUAAUCUUGGCUGAAGGGGAUGUUUAUUUACUGGAUUUGUUUACUGGACAAAGAAAUCACCUGUGGGUUAUGCCACAUAUAACCACGCGGUUUAUUUAUUUAUGUGAGUGAAGUGGAUUAAUCUGUGUUUACUUGUGGGUUGUCACACGGCCAGAGAGCCUACUGUGUAUUGGUUCUGUGGUGAUGAUAUAAUGGGAGAUAAUCCAGACCAAGUUAAUCCUGAUCCUCCACGCGAGGAACCAAGUCUGGAAGUGGACAACUCGGUCACUCUGGCGCCUUACUCCUCUAAGAAGAUGGAGGAGAAUAUGGAUCUUCCUGUGGAUGGGGACGUGCUGCGGGAUGAGGUCAACUUCAUUCACAAUGUGUCACAGUUCUUUAACCAGGAGGCACUGAGUGACGUACAACUAAAGGUUGGAGAGAGCAUUUUCUUUGCUCACAAAUUUGUCUUGGCAAAGUCUAGUGAUGUGUUUCGAACCAUGCUCUACGAGAGUCGCUGGUCUCAGGAAAACAUGAAGGAAAUCGAACUCAGCGAAACAAAAGAGUGCCAACCUGUGUUUGAAAAGUUCCUGAGAUUUCUAUAUACAGCUGAAGUUGCAGUUACUGUGGAAACAGCUGUAGGGAUUUUGUGCUUGGCAGACAAAUAUAAUGUCACCUCCCUAAAACGACUGUGCACCAAUUACAUGGUGGAGUAUGCCCGAUCUCCAGAAAUUAAAAACGCUGUGCAGUGGUAUCCCUGGUCAAAGGCUCUAGGACUGACAGACUUGAUUGAUCAGUGUGCAAAAACAAUAGCCUGGAACUCCGACAACUUACUGAAACUUGAGGAAUGGAAGUCCAUGGAUUUUGAUUUCGUGUUUGACAUGCUGAAGAACUCAGAACUGGUCAUUCCCAAUGAGUAUGUGCUGUUUAAUUCACUCCUCACCUGGUUAAACCAUGAGGCAAACCUCCCACAACUGAAAGAGAACGCAUCAAAGUUGCUCCCCUUGAUUCGGUUUCCUCAGAUGAUGGUCAAUCAGUUAUACGAGAUAGAAAACUCUGCGAUAUCGGAGAAUGAAGAGUGUAAGGACCUAAUUCUUGCUCUGGUUGGAAAAGCCUACAGAUUCCGAUCCUUGUGUCCUACCCAGACAGAGCUAAAUAUCUCCUUCAGUGAUCCAUUUUACUUGCCGAGAAAUUACACGGACUUGGCAGUGGAUACUGUUAGAAUGCAAAACACGCUACGCUUUGGAAUUCAGGUGGAUGUGAGGACUUACGCAGGACCAGUACCAACAGAUAAACGAGAAGGAGAGUGGAAAAUCACGUAUCGAAAAAAUGGGGACAACUGGACACUCCAGAUCUUCUGCCACGAUUCAGCGACGGUGAAUGGAGAGGCGAGGGUCCAGGCAGCUGUUAUCGUGUUCGAUGAAGAGGAAAAUGUCAUUCAAGUGGAGCAAGUCCCCACUUACACCUGUUCCCGUGGUAACCAUCUGGCCUUGAACAUCAAUGUGGAUAAUUUUGCCGACUCCAAAAUUAUGGCUGUCAUUCUAAAACCAGUGCCAGUCUGACUUAUUUAAUGACGUGUCAUUUUACUACAUGGUAUUGGUCCUUUUUAUUCUCCAAGUUAUUAACUGUAUCAAGGUGGAAAUUCAUGGGCAUCUUACGAUAUUUAUAUUGAUCAUGUAUUUACAUGUAUAACUAUGGUGUUAGAUUAUAUGGCAUAAAAUCAUGUGGAUGCUUUGGGUAUUUUUGUGCAGUAUUACUAUAAAAUUUGGUAUUAUUUAUUUGACCAUAUGUGAUGGUAUUAUAAUAUAGACUCAUGACAAUCAAGGAGUGUCUUUCAUGCGCUGUAUUAUAUAGUGUAAUCCGAUAGGUCAACUAAAACAAACCAAAAAUUUAGACUUGAAAACCAGACCUUGUAUACUAAUGUCGAAAAGAAAUACUUGUAGUGGAAUGAGCUGCAUUUUAAUGACAUUACAUUAUAUAGGUGUUAUGGUAUUUUAGGCUGGAAAAAAUCCUAGCUUCCAGUUAACGAUACUGUAAUGAGGUGUUACAUAAUUUUGGAAGAACAUGAUACACCCUUUGAAUCAAUAUGCAGCAUGUGAACCUAUAAUGCACUGUGUAAUCAAUACACUGCAUAUAUCAGUACUGCUCUUUAAAUGUUCCACGAUAAAAAACAAAACCUCUGGUGAUCAUCCAAUCAAUCACUGCACUACCAAUUAAACCCCGGUAUAUAUGUACAGUUAAACUUCGUUAUUUUGAAAUUACUGAUAAUCUUAGACAUCUGGGUGGAUGACUUUUUUCUGUCUUUUAGGCUUGCAUUCUUGAAUCCGACAGUAUCUCAAAAUUAUAUCUUGGGUAUGAUGAUUUCAAGAUAAUAAGGAUUUACUGUACAUGGAUUACUAUGAAGAAUAUCAAAAUACUACCAGGUGCAUGUCAAGUUUUAAUUAUUCCCCAAUUUGUAGCAAAUUCUGUUAUCCUGAAUAAUUUGAAUAUUAUGUUGUGGUUCAUUAUAGAAUAUAGAUUAAUAUUACUAGUUUCUUUGUUGUGGUGCAUAGUGUUAAUCAUUUUAAUUUAUUCAGUUUCUUUGUUGCAAUCUGUACAGUUAGCUGCAGGAUUUAAUUUUUAUGAUAAUUUGGUUUGUAGAUAUAUGCAUUUUUUACUUUUUGUUGUCCAAUUUGAUUUUCAAAGAAUAUUGAGUCUACCAGUUUGUCUUCUUUACGUUAUUUCCCUUUGUCUAUUAAGUUAUGUUUACAUUUAUGAUUGUUGUCUUAUUAAGGAUUUCAAAAUGUUUUAUAAAGAAAGUGUUGUUUCCUCAUGAACACUGUCUUGACAUCAACUUUGCAUUAAAAAUCAAAAAAUCUGAAGUUAAUAGUGAAUUCAAUUUUCCUCUUACAAUGAAGAUUUUAUAAAGCUGUUUGGUUAAUUGUUUUUUUUAAGCACUUGAACUUUUGUACACUAAUUGAGUCCCAGUUUACAUAUGGGAGGUUGCAAUCUAUUUAAUUUAUAUUUUGUUUUAAAUUAUUAUAAAUGUAAGCAUCUUAUACUUGAUAACAAUGAUAUUGUACUUAUCAGGGAUUUGUUAAAAUAUAUUGUUAUUUUACAGUUUGCUGUAGUUAAAUAAAAGUA